AUGUCGAAAACGCACGGCGUCGUCGUUCCUAUGCAGUCCUCGGUGCAGACCGCAAUCAACGACUCGCUUGUACCGAUCGAGGUUUCCGCUACUCCAAAUGAGCCUCACAAACGCGACUGGCGUUUCUGGAUGAUAUUUCUAUGUAUCACUGCAUCGCAGUUUAUCACAGCACUCGAACUGGCUGCGGUGACCACCGCUCUUCCCCGCAUCAUCGAUGUUCUGCACGGGGAGCAAUUUGUGUGGGUUGGGUCUGCGUACACCAUUGGCACAACUGCCUUCGUCCCUCUCAGUGGGAAUCUAGCACAGAUAUUUGGCCGCAGAAUUACCAUGCUGGCCUCCAUUCUAUUCUUUGCCAUUGGCAGUGCGCUUUGCGGCGCGGCAACCUCACUAAAUUUUCUCAUUGCCGGAAGAGCCGUGCAAGGUGCGGGUGGAGGGGGUAUCCAAACAAUGUGUCAGAUCAUUUUAUCCGACCUCGUCCCCUUGAAAGAAAGAGGAUUGUUUAACGGUCUUAUUGCAAUGAGCUUUGUCGUCGCGAGUGGCAUCGGGCCGGUGGUAGGCGGAGCGCUGGCUCAGCAUGGGGAGUGGCGUUGGUUAUUCUAUCUCAAUCUUCCUAUCUGUGGCGUGGUCGUCUUUUUGGUUCUUAUCUUCCUGAGGCUCCGUAGCCCUCCAGGAACUCUCAAGGAGAAGUUGCAGACGAUAGAUUGGAUGGGAAAUGUGCUCGUGAUCUCCGCGACGACAUCGUGCAUGAUCGGACUGACGUGGGGCGGGGUACAAUACGCUUGGUCGUCAGCACAAAUCCUUGUUCCCCUCAUACUUGGGCUUUGCGGUCUGGUCGCUUUCAUGGUAUUUGAAGCUUAUGUACCCAGAAAUCCAAUUGUUUCGUACGCUGUCUUGGCUAAACGAACGGCUGCCAGUGGUUUGCUGCAGACAUUCGUUCUCUUCACCGUUAUCUUGGCUAUGCUUUAUUACUUACCUGUUUACUUCCAAGCAUGUAAGGAUGCGUCACCAACUGCCUCCGGCGUUGACUGCUUUGGUUUGGCUUUCACCAUCGCGCCGAUGGCACUUGUCUCGGGGUUGUCGAUCGCAAAAUCUCACCACUAUCGCCCGCAAAUAUGGUCUGCUUGGGCACUACUAAUCAUUGGCAUGGGACUUUUCAGCACAAUUCACGCUGACUCCUCGCGCGCCCGCGUAAUUGGCUUUGAGGUCAUUGCCGGGGCCGGGGCCGGUCUACUCACCGCCGCCAUGUUCUUCCCUCUCCUCGCGCCCGUUCCAGUAGAGUUGAGUGCGCAAGCGCUCUCUGUGUACACGUUCUUCCGCAGUUUCGCUAACAUCUUGGGUAUCACUAUCGGAGGUACUGUGCUGCAGAACGAGCUGAAGAAGCAGCUCCCAGCGGCGUUUGCGCAACAGUUUUCUCAGGGUUCCGCGAUCGCGUAUUCAAUCAUUCCGCUCAUUCCGACGCUGCAGGAGCCGCUGAAGACACAGGUGCAGGUUGCGUUCGCAGGGAGCCUGCAUGUCGUGUGGCAGGUCUUCAUUGGGAUCGCCGGUCUCGGACUUCUGUUCAGUCUGCUCAUGGAGCACUUGCCUCUGCAUACACAGGUCGACAAGCAGUGGGGUCUCCAAGAGAAUAGUAGUAGCAUAAAGGAAGUGCACGAGCUGGAAAGCGACCAUGCCUGA
Messenger RNA from Sparassis crispa, 1674 nucleotides. RefSeq names its product Efflux pump FUS6. Gene Ontology annotation, biological process: transmembrane transport. Lineage: Eukaryota; Fungi; Basidiomycota; Agaricomycetes; Polyporales; Sparassidaceae. Gene Ontology annotation, molecular function: transmembrane transporter activity. The coding region runs from base 1 to 1674 and encodes 557 amino acids. The transcript is spliced from 10 exons. The record is from RefSeq and is a predicted model, not a curated record.